Molecule: messenger RNA, 1284 nt
Organism: Ceratotherium simum simum (southern white rhinoceros)
Lineage: Eukaryota; Metazoa; Chordata; Mammalia; Perissodactyla; Rhinocerotidae
Source: RefSeq, a predicted model, not a curated record
ACUCUCUCGGGGUUAAAAGGGAAGGCCUGGCCAGGGGUCCCUGGCAGAGGAUUCCGGCGGCCCACGCGGCAGGGCAGAGGUACUUCUGGGUCUCCCGCUUUCUUCCCCUCGGCGACUCCCAGGUCCUAGGCCAUGAGAUCCCCGCACCUCCACCUCUCCGCCACCUCGGGCGCCCGGGCCCUGGCGAAGCUGCUGCUGCCGCUGCUGACGGCGCAACUCUGGGCCGCGGAGGCAUUGCUGCUCCCCGUAAACGACACGGGCUCGGACCCCGUGGCCUCCGGCGCCCCUUGCGCGCGCGGCUCGCAGCCCUGGCAGGUCUCCCUCUUCAAUGGCCUCUCGUUCCACUGCGCGGGCGUCCUGGUGGACAAGAGUUGGGUGCUCACGGCCGCGCACUGCGGGAACGACAAGCCGCUGUGGGCUCGAGUGGGAGAUGACCACUUGCUGCUUCUCCAGGGCGAGCAGCUCCGCCGGACCACUCGCUCCAUCAUCCACCCCAAGUACCACCAGGGCUCGGGCCCCCUCCUGCCAAGGCGGACGGACGAGCACGACCUCAUGCUGCUGAAGCUGGCCAGGCCCGCUGUGCUGGGGUCUCGCAUCCAGACCCUACGCCUGCCCUACCGCUGUGCCCAGCCUGGAGACCAGUGCCAGGCCGCUGGCUGGGGCACCACGGCCGCCCGAAGAGUGAAGUACAACAAGGGCCUGAGCUGCUCCAGGGUCACUAUCCUGAGCCCUAAAGAGUGUGAGGUCUUCUACCCUGGUGUGGUCACCAGCAACAUGAUAUGUGCAGGACUGGAGCGGGGCCAGGACCCCUGCCAGAGUGACUCGGGUGGUCCUCUGGUCUGCGACGAGACCCUGCAGGGCAUCCUUUCCUGGGGCGUUUACCCCUGCGGCUCUGCUCAGCAGCCAGCUGUCUACACUCAGAUCUGCAAAUAUGCCUCGUGGAUAGAGAAAACCAUACGCUCCAACUGACCCAGACGCCUUGCAACUCCUUCGCCAUCUGCUCCUUUCCUUCCUCCUUCCUACGCAGUUGGCUGGACUCUGCCCCUGCCCCGCUCAGAUCUCUGCCGUCCAUCCGCACCUGCUGACAUCUCUCUGCUUCCCCAUCCCCCACCCUGCCCGCUGCUGUUCGCUGCCAGCAUUGAAGCUGCAGGGCAGAAAGUGUUGGCAAUGUUUUGUUCCAGAGAAACGAGGAAGCCUGUAGUCACUUAGUCUCUGAGAGAAUUUGUCAGUCAUCCAACCUGGCUUCCUCUACCACUCCCUGCUGUGUGACUUUGGGCAAACCAA